Messenger RNA from Miscanthus lutarioriparius, 621 nucleotides. The record is from the annotation of a GenBank genome assembly. Lineage: Eukaryota; Viridiplantae; Streptophyta; Magnoliopsida; Poales; Poaceae.
AUGGGUUCCAAGAAAACCACGUCGUCCUCCCUCGCCUUCCUCAUGGCACUGCUGCUCUCUUGCAGCACCAUGAGCAGCGCGGCACGGUACCUGGAGGAGACGAAGCCUGCAGAGGAGUACCCGACCGCGCCGGAGUUGCCCAAGCCUGAGCUGCCACCGCACCCCACAGUACCAGAGCUCCCGAAGCCUGAGCUGCCACCGCACCCCACAGUACCAGAGCUCCCGAAGCCUGAGCUGGCUCCACACCCUACCGUGCCGGAGCUGCCCAAGCCUGAACUGCCACCGCACCCUACUGUGCCAGAGCACCCAAAGCCUGAACUGCCACCACACCCUGCUGUGCCAGAGCUCCCAAAGCCUGAACUGCCGCACCCCGCUGUGCCGGAGCUACCGCACCCUGCCGUCCCUGAGGUGCCAAAACCCGAGCUGCCCCAUCCAGCUGUACCGGAGGUUCCGAAGCCUGAGGUGCCUCACCCGGAGGUGCCAAAGCCUGAACUGCCGCCACACCCCACCGUACCAGAAGUGCCUGAGGUGCCAAAGCAAGAGCUUCCGCCACUGCCAGAGCCCGAGCUGCCACCCAAGCCGGAGGAGAGCCACUACCCGGUGCCAGAGGCCAAGCCAUGA